AUGCCGGGGCUAACUGAAUGGCACUGGGUUACAGUGGAGGGGUUGGCCUGGAUUAACAAUGUUGUUCAUUCCUCCACCAUUGCUCUGCCGCUCUGUGCCACUGCAGGCCACGUGCAAUCCAUGCGCUUGGCUGCCAUACGCUCGUGCGCCUUCCACAGCCACAGAGAACCUCAGAAAUUGCAGGAGUGUCCUCAAUCCAGCAACAUCAGCGGCUUGCUGAACCUCGCCAGCGUUGCAGGUUGUCAUGCCACAAAAGAAUACACGAUGGAGUCCUUUCUGCCUAUCGACUAUGAGCUUGAAACACCAAACAUCUGCAGAUCUGAUUCGGAUUUGCUGACAAAAAAAUAUAGUGAGCCGCGUGACGAAAGGCUUCUGGAUUUCUGUUCUUGCAGCGUGACGAGCAGGAUAAUACAGAAGAUUGUGUUUAUUGGAGAGAUGGAAACAAUGAUCCGUGCCACGCCACUGCUGCUGUUUUUCCAACUCAGUGUGGUGAACCCCACCUCCAAUCCCUGGGCUGUGUGUCCCAGAGAGUGCAAUUGCAGAGAAGGCCUCAAGUAUGUGAACUGCACGUCGGCCACGCUCCACCAGAUCCCCGCCAGCCUACCGCAGGACACGGAGCACCUGGACCUCUCCAACAACAAUCUGACCGUCCUCCCGACAAAAGCAUUCCACACACUGUGGAGGAUGAACAUUCUCCUCAUUAGUUCCUGCAAUGUGAAGCAUGUGGAAGAUGGUGCCUUCGCCUUGCUGGAGAACCUCUGGAGGUUGGAUCUCCAGAGAAAUGACAUCAGGCAGUUGGGCAGCAGUUUUUCCACUGGCCUCUCCUUCCUCAGUGAACUCAUCCUAUCGGAUAACAACCUGGACAGGAUUAGUUCACAAAUGUUCCAGUACAUGGAUAAUGUGAAGAAACUCUACCUUGACAAAAACCGCAUUGAUCACAUCAUGAAUGGAGCUUUCAGAAGUAUGACAAGGCUCCGGCACCUGCACCUUCAGGAUAACAGGCUUGAUUUCCUAGACAACGGUGUCUUCUUUAUGCUUCACAGUCUGGAGGUGUUGAAUCUUCAGGGUAAUCGAAUCAAAGAUGUGGACACCGGCGUUUUCACUUCAUUGACUAGUUUGACAAUCUUAAACCUUUCCAGGAAUGGCUUGGAACGGAUUAAGUUCAAGAUGUUCUUGGGCAUUCAGACUUGGGGCAUUCACAUCCUGCUGUCCCAGAAUAACUGGACGUGUGACUGUGAGCUUCAGAGGGUUUUCGGCAAGUUGCACAAUGUCCAGCGCUUGAUGGUGGAUGACUACGACGAUGUGAUCUGCUUGGAACCGCCGGCGCUGAGAGAUUUGCCUUUAGCAUCUGUUGAUACGCAGCUGUGCAUAGCAGAGACCGUCACCGUUUUGGUCAUCACUUUCACGGUCUUCAUCAUCGUGGUAGCCGCCAUUGUAAUGGCGGAAAGGAGCAGGAAGAAACGGACUGGAAAGCACUGGAGUGAGGAAAGCGAAGACUUGGAUUCCCAAGAUUCCCUUUCCCUUCCACUUUUCCGCACUCCAUCUCCGGGCCGUUUGGACUCCGUCCUCAGCGACCCACUGGCGACAAUCCGGCUCUCGCCACUGAAUCAUCACCUCUCCACGAACACAAAGUGGGAUCUCAGCACAGAAGGAGAGAUGGAAACAAUGAUCCGUGCCACGCCACUGCUGCUGUUUUUCCAACUCAGUGUGGUGAACCCCACCUCCAAUCCCUGGGCUGUGUGUCCCAGAGGGUGCAAUUGCAGAGAAGGCCUCAAGUAUGUGAACUGCACGUCGGCCACGCUCCACCAGAUCCCCGCCAGCCUACCGCAGGACACGGAGCACCUGGACCUCUCCAACAACAAUCUGACCGUCCUCCCGACAAAAGCAUUCCACACACUGUGGAGGAUGAACAUUCUCCUCAUUAGUUCCUGCAAUGUGAAGCAUGUGGAAGAUGGUGCCUUCGCCUUGCUGGAGAACCUCUGGAGGUUGGAUCUCCAGAGAAAUGACAUCAGGCAGUUGGGCAGCAGUUUUUCCACUGGCCUUUCCUUCCUCAGUGAACUCAUCCUAUCGGAUAACAACCUGGACAGGAUUAGUUCACAAAUGUUCCAGUACAUGGAUAAUGUGAAGAAACUCUACCUUGACAAAAACCGCAUUGAUCACAUCAUGAAUGGAGCUUUCAGAAGUAUGACGAGGCUCCGGCACCUGCACCUUCAGGAUAACAGGCUUGAUUUCCUAGACAACGGUGUCUUCUUUAUGCUUCAGAGUCUGGAGGUGUUGAAUCUUCAGGGUAAUCGAAUCAAAGAUGUGGACACCGGCGUUUUCACUUCAUUGACUAGUUUGACCAUCUUAAACCUUUCCAGGAAUGGCUUGGAACGGAUUAAGUUCAAGACGUUCUUGGGCAUUCAGACUUGGGGCAUUCACAUCCUGCUGUCCCAGAAUAACUGGACGUGUGACUGUGAGCUUCAGAGGGUUUUCGGCAAGUUGCACAAUGUCCAGCGCUUGAUGGUGGAUGACUACGACGAGGUGAUCUGCUUGGAACCGCCGGCGCUGAGAGAUUUGCCUUUAGCAUCUGUUGAUACGCAGCUGUGCAUAGCAGAGACCGUCACCGUCUUGGUCAUCACUUUCACGGUCUUCAUCAUCGUGGUAGCCGCCAUUGUAAUGGCGGAAAGGAGCAGGAAGAAACGGACUGGAAAGCACUGGAGUGAGGAAAGCGAAGACUUGAAUUCCCAAGAUUAA
Molecule: messenger RNA, 2736 nt
Organism: Amblyraja radiata (thorny skate)
Lineage: Eukaryota; Metazoa; Chordata; Chondrichthyes; Rajiformes; Rajidae
Product: SLIT and NTRK-like protein 5
Biological process (GO): positive regulation of synapse assembly; axonogenesis
Molecular function (GO): protein binding
Source: RefSeq, a predicted model, not a curated record